GGCACACCAUGCCAUGCUGACUCCAGUGUCACUUGCACCGCGCAUUACUCUCUGAGGCUUACAAUGUUCUCAAAAUAAACCUGGGAUUAUGUUUCCCCUGCUGGAAUAUGCUCAGUGAGCAGCUCGGAUUUCGGAUGACCUCUUUUGAAAUCUUUUUCGAAAGAUUAUCUGAAACUCUGAAAUCAAAUAGGAAGGAUUCUCUCAAGAUAAGCCCUUUAUAUUCGUUUGAAUGAACGGAUGAUUUGGGAAUUUUGAAAGCUAAUGAAGCUGCAAACAUCAGCAUUUAAUGCGAAGGAACAGGGAAAACUAUGAUUUCUUUUGCCUGACAGGACUUCAGGGAGGUUGCUGCUGAAUAUGCGGAUCUUUGCGAGGCAUGAUACGCCCAGGAAGCCCCCCCUCUGUCAUGGCUUUGCCCUCUUCUGGGGCUUGACCUUUGUUUUAUUCAUGAAAAGUGUUCAAGUGAAGGCUUGUCCCACCACAUGUCACUGUAUAGAGAAGAGCGGCAUGACUGUGGUUCAAUGUAUGUCUCGCAACUUGGAGAAAAUCCCAUCCGAUCUUCCGAGGGAUACAGUUGUCCUACUAUUGGCCUCCAACCACAUCACCCACAUCCCGAACCACGCCUUCAAAGACCUGCACUACCUUCAGGAGCUGGACCUGUCCAACAAUGACAUAGAAACGGUGGACGUUGGAGCUUUUCAAGGUGUUUCUGACAGCCUCCUUGUCCUGGAUCUAUCAAACAAUCGAAUCGAAAGUGUCCCUAAAGAGGCAUUUGCUCGCCUACGAGCAAAAAUCAGCUUCUCGAACAACCCGUGGCACUGCGAAUGCACGCUGCAGGAGGUCCUGAGGGAGCUGCGUCUGGACCCAGAGACGGUGAACGAGGUGAUCUGCCACACGGCGGUGCAGGAGGAAUAUGCGGGAAAACCGGUAAUCCAGGUGCUCGACUCAGGGAUCAACUUCUGCAACUUUCACCACAAGACCACAGAUGUAGCUAUGUUUGUCACCAUGUUCGGGUGGUUCACCAUGGUGAUUGCGUACGUGAUCUACUAUGUGAGACACAAUCAAGAGGAUGCCAGGAGGCACCUGGAGUACCUAAAGUCAUUGCCCAGCAGCUCUCAGAUUAGCAAGGACUUUGACACCAUCAGCACUGUUCUCUAGCAGGGCCAACUUAUUCAUGUGAUCCGUGUGGGUGUAUUUAUGUGAGUAAAUGCAUAGUUCUGUAAAAAAUAGAAAAAGCGAUUGCAAGACAUAAUCAUCAGAGAUUUUCCAAUACCAUUUUUUCUUCUCAUCACGUUUCUGAUAAGUGGGUUUGUUUUCUGGCAAAUACUGAGAACCGUACCGAUACCACUGAAGAUUUAAAGUGAACAGCUGCAUACAAUUAGCCCUGUAGGAUGUUAUUUAAUUGCAUUGAUCUUUGCCUUGUCUGGCUUAGAGAAUGUAUAACAGAGAAUUCUGACUUUCACUGGUCUUGAUUUAAGCCCCCGUAAAAAUCAACGCUUAACCAUAAAACAAGCAGGGUACCUACAAAUGAGCUGAGUUAACGUGAGCAGUAACUGUGCUGGCAGCCCAUUUCUGUGUUAUGUCCCAUUCUGUUAUGUUGUGUCCCUUGAAGCGUCAGAGAAAGGCAGACUUUUAGCAUCAAACUUCUUGAAGAGAAUCUCAGAUUAACAUUACACUGUACUCCAUCUAUUUCAAAAGACACUGUAUUUCAUAAGGUGCUUAGGAGAGGGAUGAAUCCAUCAAAAAACUGCAAACACACUCCUGCACACUGCCGUGUUGGCACAAAUACUUCGGCAACGUCUUGGUACAUUGUCAAUGUUUUGUGCAUUUUAGACUGUAAUAGUUUUCUUGAAAUUUUGGGGUUCCAGGACUUGUAUUUUGUAGCAACGGCAUUGAAACAGGUGUCGUAAUUGUUUGAUUUUUACUAGUGUCAUCAAAGUUUAAAAUUCUGGUAUUGUGACAAUCCUAUAGUGAAAAGAACUGGUGAAAAAAAGUAAAUUUUAUUCUAAUUAAACGAAUUACAGUAUCAGAUCAGUGUGAAGACGAUACAGAUUCGGGUGAUGUCUGCACAAUGUGUUUGCAUUGUUUCAAACAUUAAUUUAGAUUUUCUUUCAAGGGGUAAAUGUUUCUGUACUGCGGGACAGGGCAUUAGUGAUGGCACAAAUAAACAAAACACUCCCAAAAGUUACAUUUCCAUGACAGAUGAUAGAUCUAGACUUGUGAGAUAAAUGUUCCCACUGUGGUGUCGAUCCAACAGUGUGAUUGAAUUUAGACAGAGACGAACGAGGACAGCUUCUGUGUCUCACAGUUACUUUGUAUUGAUUGAUUUAUUUAUGUUCUUCAUGUCACACUGCCAAGGUAACUGGCGUUGGUGAAUAGGCUAUAUGACACAGGUCACAGUGUUAACAUUCAGUUUGUGUAACUGAUAGCGCUGCCUCAGAGUAAACUUCUGACCCUGGAAACUCUGUAUCCUGGCGAGUAAAAGACAAAAUGUUUAGAAAGAAACACAUUUAGAAAGAAGCUGUACAAGCCUUUCAGCACCCAAAUGGCAAGGUAAUGUAAGAAUGAGUGUUGUUAGCAUGUGGGCUUAAUUAAGGCAUUGAUGGCUCGAGGUAAAAUAUUGACGUUGACUGACAGAGAUAUGUAAUGGUAGAGAGGGAUAUGA
Labrus mixtus (cuckoo wrasse) is the source of this 2662-nucleotide messenger RNA. Its product is annotated as leucine-rich repeat-containing protein 3-like. The coding region runs from base 355 to 1155 and encodes 266 amino acids. Lineage: Eukaryota; Metazoa; Chordata; Actinopteri; Labriformes; Labridae. The record is from RefSeq and is a predicted model, not a curated record. Gene Ontology annotation, molecular function: protein binding. Gene Ontology annotation, cellular component: extracellular matrix. The transcript has a single exon.